This is a messenger RNA of Gadus macrocephalus (Pacific cod), 5012 nucleotides long. RefSeq names its product inactive serine/threonine-protein kinase TEX14-like. Gene Ontology annotation, biological process: attachment of spindle microtubules to kinetochore; intercellular bridge organization; protein phosphorylation. The record is from RefSeq and is a predicted model, not a curated record. Gene Ontology annotation, cellular component: kinetochore; intercellular bridge; midbody. Gene Ontology annotation, molecular function: protein binding; ATP binding; protein kinase activity. The transcript has 27 exons. The coding region runs from base 276 to 4064 and encodes 1262 amino acids. NCBI's taxonomy places the organism in Eukaryota, Metazoa, Chordata, Actinopteri, Gadiformes, Gadidae.
GAAAGCAAAAUGUUUUGUUUUGUGAUAAUGCUUCGAAUGCAGUCUUGUAGUUGCAGAACAAAUGACAACUUUUUCUCUCAUUCGAUGUUUGUAAACUCAAACGUUUCCUAAAUCCCGGUAGAUGUGAUUUGUGUUGCAGUACCACAGUCAGCCAUCCGGUAGCCCCGAACCGUUACUAUCAUUCUGCACGGUGAGGGGAAUCUGGAUCUACACGAGUAGACGAAAGCAGUGUUUUUUUUGUGAUAAGAUUCAAGACUCUCAGGGACCCCUACACCAUGACAACACUGCCCUUCCCCUGCCCUGUGAGGCUGGGAGUCAUGAAGAGUGACGGCCUGGAGGAGCAGUUGCACAGAUACACAAUGGAAAAGAACCUGACCAAGAUGGAGAAGUUAUUGAGAAAGGGGGUGGAUGUGGACUGUAUCAAUCACCUGGGUCAGACACCCCUGUUUUGUGCUGCCCUCCUGGGCCACGGAGCAGUCUCUGAGCUGCUGCUUCAGUAUCGAGCUAACCCCAAUCAUCGCUGUAAGGAUUUGAGCACCCCCGUCCACGCUGCUGUGUUCUCCGGUAACGCCCGGCUGCUCAGUGGCCUUUUGGAUUCAGGCGGGGACAUCAGACUCCAUGACCAGGAGGGCAGAGUCCCUGGUGAUUGGCUUAUGGCUAAUAUUCCGGAGCAUGGGGUCUGUGAGAUAACUGAGUUUCUGCAGAGCUGUGCAUCCCAUGUGCACCAGUGUUUCCAGAGGCCAGGGAUUAGGGAGCUGAGUCAAAGCCAACCCUUUAUUUCUACUUCCUCUAAGAUUUUGUUGCGAACACCCUCUAUGUUAGGUCUUAUAAAGUCACGUGGAUUGGUUCAACAGCUCCACAAGAAGAGCAACGACAACUACAACAAAGGCUUAUGUACAACAGCUCAGUGCUUUGGCUUUGGAAAGGUGUGUAUGGACAGACCCUGCAAGGCACUGGGUGUGUUGGCAUCUAUUCCAUUGAUCCAGGAGACCGAUCUCACCCAGGCUGAUGAUGAAACUCUUCGCUCCUUCAGCUGUGGUUCUUUGACAUCCAUGACUAAUUACAGCUGGAAAGGCUCCAGGGUCACGGUGAAACAGAUCAAAGCAUUGAAGGCAGCAUACAAAGACCUGCUCCUCACUGAGCAGGAAUACUGCAGCCAGCUCUUUCACCCCCACCUACUGCAGCUAAUGGCAGUGAGUCUAUCAGCUGACCUUCUGAAGACCAGGCUAGUGUUUGAGAGGGUCCAUGUCGAUACCCUCCACAACCUGCUACACCACAAACGAGCAGAGUUCCCAGUACUGCAUAUGGCAUGGUUGCUGCCAGUGUUGCUGCAGGUCUGUGAAGGAGUUCUUUACCUCCACAGCCGUGGGCUUGUGAUCAGAGCCCUCUCCUCCCACAGCGUCGUUCUCACACGUCCGGGAUUGGCAAAACUGACUGGGUUUGGCUUUAUGGUUCAUAGGAAGAGUCCAUGCGUAAAACCUUCAGUUCAGUUGGACGUCCCCCCCAGCUUUUACAACUGGGCUGCCCCAGAGGUUAUCAGGAGGAGAAGCUGCACAGAGAAGGCUGACCUGUACAGCCUGUGCACCAUCAUUCAGGAGAUGUAUACAGACGCGGUGCCCUGGGGGGCGGUGGACCAGAACUGGAUCAAACAGGUUGUGGAGGGGGGUGAAGCUCUGCAGGCGGACAGCCGCGUCCCAGAGCCGUUCUACGCCCUCAUCUGUGUGGGACUGCAACCCCACGCCACGGAGCGAACCCAAAGUGUGCAGGACCUCUGCGUUACACUGCGGUCUGACAUUAAGAGUCUAUCGCCCGACUGGAAGUUAAGCUCAUCCGGAGACUGGGGAUACACAACAGCUGCCCCUCACACACAGUCCUGGCAAACGGUGAAUGAAAAGACUCACCAAAAACUGUCCAGUAAACAGGCCAGGCAGCAACCGAUUCAGCAUGAAGGGAUCCAGUCAGGGGAGGAGAGGGAAGUAAAGAUGGUCGAGCAGGUGACAGAAGAGGUUAAAGACGAUGAACGUCCUCCGAUCUCCGUUCUCCAUCCUGUCCCCUCGGUCAACGGCGCACUACCUUUGGAUGAGUGGUGCGUGUAUCCCAAUGCCCCUCCUACACUCAGCGAGGGCUCCAUGCACUCAGACAGUGUGGAGGACUGUCUGGAGCCAGCCAAGAAGACAGACCUCCUGACGGGUGGCCUAAGGUUGUCAGAAGUAAGACAGGAGCAGAUCGGUUCCAUUGUGCUGAAUCUCAAAGUAUCCCAGGUACUGCUGCAGCAGGGCGACGCCAGCCUAGAUGUUGUGGAGAGCUGCCUCCGGACCAGGGGAGGGAACGACGAGGUGGACUGUAGAGACACUUCCCCCACAAACCCAUCCAAGUAUAGGACUGCUGUCGGCCCGCCUUCACCUCGCUACCGUCGGCCACCUCGUCCUCUAGCCAAGACACUGGAAAGACAAGGACAUUAUGGAGAGCGACCGCAGAGUCAGGAGCGGGAGAGAGAAGAGCUGCCCUUUUUGAAGAAUGAUUGUCAGGAAUAUAGAAAGAAAUCUUAUGUGCAGACUAAUAGAAGUGGCUUGAUUAAGAAGGGAUCACUCGAUAUUCCUCCAAGACAGAAGCAUGAGGAAGUUGGAGGUAUAAAUUCCAGGGCUUGGUCCCACCUUCAGGAUCUCCCUGGAACACGGAAAAUAAAUGAGCUCAUAGAGAGGUCAUGCGCCUCACCAGACUGUCUGGAAGGGAUCCAGUCGUCUCUACAGCAGAUGGGCGUCCAGGCCCAAACCACAAAGACCGAUAGCAGCAGUGAGAGUGAGUCUGACAGAGAUUUCCACACAGUCAAUCAGACCUUCGCGUUGACUUCUAAAGGCUGCGACGACCAAGAGCCUUCACAGGAGGAAUCCAACUCUGAUACAGACGAUCGCCACACUACCCUGAGAUCAUCUCCUACUGUGCACAACCCCGACCCAAAAGCUACCCCGAGUCAAGAUCCUGGCUCAGAAGAGGGUGGAGAUGUAAUCCCAGUGGUGUUCGGACCAGAGGGUUGCAGACCAGAAGGACAUUUAGCCAACAUCACACACUGUGAGGAAGAAUGUGAUCUGAGUGAAAAGGAAAUGCCCUUCGAUGGGGACUCUGCUAGACCAGCGCUGUCGAGACUCAAGAACACCACAUCAGACCCAUCAGGCCUGGCUCAAGUCGACUCAGACAUGCUGCAACACUUUACAGAGCUGGCUGAACUCUCCAGCAUCACAGGCUCUCCUGGCCAGCACCAAGACGGGCUCUUUCGGACCUCCCUCAACAGGCCUCCUCCACCGUGCAACAGCACACCACGGAGCCUGGCGCAUUUGAAAUCCAACCCUACGGGCACUGAGGUGAACAACAGCCCCAUCCUGGAGGCUCCAGCAGUCCAGUGGACUUCGAUGUCUUUGAACUCUGAGAGCUUUACCACAGCAGCUGCAGAUGUUUCAGGGGACGGCCUCCAGGACAACCUGGUGGCCACAAACACUAUUCAGUCUCCAUUCUUGAAAGUCGACCCUGGCCCCCAGCCUCCUAGUCACCUCCUCCAGAGCCCUGACUUGAGCCUUGCUGGCUCCACGGGCCGGGCACAGUGUCCUGGGCCCGGGAAGGAGCAGAGAGGAGCCGGGAGGGAGGCAGUGGAGGGAAGGCAAGAGGAGCAACAUGCCGAGGGAGCAGGACCGUGUGCAGGGUUGGAUGAGGGGGAUAGAAGUGGACAGCAGGGGGAUGGGAAGGGCCACUGUGUGGAGGCGGCGGAGCAUGCAGGACCGGACCAGCGAGGCGCCACUGAGCAGUCUCUGCCUGGAGGCUGUGGCGCCGCUAGUGUUAUGAACAGAGAGUUGAAGGGACUGCUGGACGACGAUGAGGAGGGAGCCCUACACAAGGCCUGUGCUGACCAGUGUGGCGACCUUCAACCAGUUGGAGGCAAACCCUCAGAAGACCCCAGCUCACUGGAAUGGAGUGACAGGGCUCACUCUACUUUGGACGAGGCCCUUGCAGAUAGCAGAACUCCCAGACUCGUAGGGCCGGCCGUGGCCACGGAGACGGGAAGCCCCAGGUGAGGACCAUGCUGAUGGGGAUGAAUACAAGAUCAACCACCACAACAGGAAGCACCUCACCGGCAUCUCAAACGACUGAAGACGCGUUUUCUUUUUGAAGUCAGACGUUGAGAAUGUGUUGAGAAUUAUUGUUGAAAAAGCUUAACUUACAAUUUUGUAUAUUUCGUAAAGUAGAAAUAUUUACAUUGUUUUUCUCAUUAUCUGAAAUAAGUUAUUUUACAAUUCUUAAAAUAUGAAUGUUAUUGACAAUGUACUGGUGUUGAUUUGGCAAUGUUCUGCCGAAAUAAUGUGUUCUCUGUAAACGUCAAGUUAAGCCAUUAGUAGUAUGUUUUAGAAAACAAACAAGUCUUUUUGAUACAUUUAUUCUGAAACCGUAUGCAUUUCCUAGCAAGUUAUCAGUCAAUUGUUCCACACAUUCAGCUCCAAAUGGUCAUUGGCUCAUCGUAAGCUUCACAGUAUUAUAGGAAUAGUGUAAUACAUCGUAGAUCUUGUAUUGAUUGUUCAGAAAUUAGCAUGUUGUAAAAAACAUAAUUCAACCACAUUUUUAAAAGGUGAAAAUUUUGUGGUUCACUGAAAGGCAUUCUAUAUUCAAGUCCACCCAAACGGUGGGUCUUGUGUGUUUAAAUCCACACAAAAAACUUGUGGAACGUAAUGGCUUUGCUGUGGUGCACAAAAAUUCCCCAUGUUUGUUUAUUUUCUAUCGCUACUAAAAGGUGUUGCAGGAUCUUUUUUUUCCACUGAUGCAUCUUCUGAAGGGUUAGGUGGCCAUUGUAAAACAAAAAAAUAGUAAAUCAUACAGCUAAGUAUACAACAUUCAUUCAGUAAUGCCUUCACAGCCAAGGCACCAUUUGAGUUAUUUGAAACAGCUCAAACUUAUUUUGUGAGCAGCACUUGUAACAUAACACCAGACUGAUUUAAUGCCGUGCGAUUAAAAUGUACUUAACCUUCUCA